Molecule: messenger RNA, 4127 nt
Organism: Prorocentrum cordatum
Lineage: Eukaryota; Dinophyceae; Prorocentrales; Prorocentraceae
Source: the annotation of a GenBank genome assembly
GCGGCGACGUGUUCCUGGGCGGCGGCUGGGGCAAGAGCCUCAAGGGGGUCGUGGCCGAAUGGAAGAAGCAUGAGAAGCUGAACUCCCAGGUGGCCCAGGCGCGCUGGAAGGGUUGGAUCGACCAGGCCUUCGCUGGAGGCGCAGGGGCCGCGCGCGCCACCUCCGAGGCCCCUGUCUGCCAGGAGGUAGUGCAGGCCUGUGAUGGGAGCGACGGGGAUGCCAUCGUCGAGCGCGGGCUGUGGGCGCUGGAGGACAUCUCGGACGAGGCCGUCGACGCGAUGAUUGCGGUCUUCCACAUGUGUGAAGACUUGCUGCAAUGGCCGAGCAGCCGCCUGGUCAAUGUCAUGGUCAGGAUCCCUAACCCUGAUGGCGGCAGCCGCCUGGUCGGGCUCAUGCCGACGCCCGUGCGGGCGCACCCUUUGGACCUCGCAUGGAGCGCGGGGCCUGGGCGCUCCAGCUCCGACUCGGCGUGCUGCUUCAACCUGGCCAUGGAGCAGACCAAGUUGGCGGGCUGGGGCUCGGCGGAGGCGGCCCUCGACCUCUGGAAGGCGUAUGAGAUGGUGACGCCACAGGAGGCCCGCGCGCUGGAGUUCCAGCCCCGCGCGCUGGCGGCUUUCAACGCGAUGUCGCGUGCCGUGCCGCGCGGGCUGGUGGACGACGCCGCGCUCGCCUGGGCGGGGCCGAGCGCGGGGCGCAGCAAGGACUUCGCCAACGCCCUCAGCAGCUUCACGGCCAGCGUCGCCGACCUCCAGCUGGGGCUCCACGAGAAGGUCUGGGCCCGCAACCUGGGGCACGAGCUGCGCGGGCGCAAGGUGAUCCGCGCCCAGGAGAAACGAAGGCUUGCCUCCCUGAUGGGCAGGUGGCGGCGGCUGGCCAUGCGCAGGCGGGCGGUUGGUAGGCGCGCGGCGGCCCCGGUUGUUAGGGGCCUCUCGCUCUCUGCGGGCCAUGGGGCAUGCGUGGCGGGCCUGGCUGGCCGCCCUCUCGCCCAGCUGCGUGCCCUGGCGGCGGCCGCUGCGGGGGCUAAGGCUGGGUGCGGGGCCGCGGCAGUCAUGCUCCUGCAUGAGCGCGUCGACUACGACCCGAUCUACACGGCCGCGGUCCCCCUGGUCGUGCGCCUUGCCAGCCGCAUCUGGGAGGGCAUCGGCUCCCUCGCCGCCCUCGCCGCCAGCUGGGGCAGUCUGGCGGCAGUGGCCACUGCGGGCCGCCUCACCUGGGCCAGCGCCUAUGGGCCCUUGGCGGCAACGUGGCUCUCCCUCGAGCGCAUCGGCUGGAGCGUGCAAUCGGUGUGGGCGCUCAGGUCGGACAUCGGGGAGCUGCGCUCCAUGUUGCACGCCGCGCCGCGGGACAUCGAGAGCGCCUUGGUCGAGGGCAUCCAGAUAUGGCAGUUCCGCCGAGCAGUGGCCCACCUCCCUGAGAGCGGCCACUACACCAACGUCUGGAGGUACAGCCAUGGGUUCACGGACGCCGAGGUGCGCCGCGCGUGCGGCGAGGCGCGCGACACGCUGGUGCAUCGCUGGUGCUGCUGUCCUGUGGUCAUGGCGCCCAGGGGCGACGAGCUGGAGCAGGAAGAGCCGUCCCGCAGGCCGCUGGGGGCUCUUCACCAGCCGAUGCACGAGGCGGAGCCACGCUGGACCGUCGGCGACAGCUACCUGCCCCUCUCGUGCGGCCUCCCGCUGCUGCCCGCGCUGCCGCCUGCGUCGGCUGGGGUGCUGAACGCGUCCCCUGGUGAAGUCCAGACUGUGGGGCGAGCGGAGCGUUUCGCCUGCCUGGCCACGCUGCGGCAGCCAGGGGCGACAAGCCUCAUCGCCAGCGACCUCCAGUCACUCGUGGCGGAGGACAACUUCUGGAGCCCAGAUGCGGGCAUCCGGCCACUGGACUGGCUGGGCAACUGCUGGGCGGACUCCUUCGCCAACUUGGGUGCGGCGGAGAUCAAGCUGCCCGGCGGCGCCGCCGUGGCGGUCCAUGCGGAGCUCCAGCGGGCGCUGGGCACGGCAGACUACCUCGGCUGGGCCGCGGCCAGGAUUUGUCAAGUCGACUUGUUUAGGCCGCUGGACGAGGACGGGGGGCUCAUGCGGAAGUUCGAGCCGAAGCUGCUGGCGGGCCCGCAGCUCAGCCUCACGCGCCACGAGUGCCAGACGGUGGGGGUAGGCGGGGUCCAGUGCAUCCACUGCGGGCGGGAGGCCAACGCGGACAAGGCUCGGUCCCCCCUGGGCUGCAGGCCGUGCCAGCCCCCGCGCCUUGGCCAGAUGAGAGCGGCAAAGAGCCAGAGCGCCGCUGGGGCGCAGAGGCUGGCGAGCUCAGAAGCGGUCAACCUGAGCUUGCAGGUGGCGGACUUGGUGGAGACGCAGGUGGCGCAGAAGCACCCCGCGGCAGCGGCGGCGACGCGUCGGAAAGCCGCGGGCAACGACAAGUUCGCCGUGCAGGCUUGGGGCAGGUCGGGAGACCUGGAAGUCGUCCUUGCGCAGCUGGAGUCUUGGUGGACCACGGACUUGGCGGACCAGAGCCAUGCGUGUGCGUGCUGGCUGCAGGAGUAUGUCGACUACGUGUGCAGGCUGCUCGGCGAGCCCGCUUUCAAGGGGUUUUUUCCAUUACAUCGGCGGAAGGCAGAGAAGCGGCGGAAGGCCGAGGAGUUCUGCGAGCGAGGCUGGCAGGACGGCGCCCCCUUCCGCGAGGCCCACAUCGACCCAGCGCUGCAGCUGGAGGGCGAGGCGUUCAGGAUGCGGGUCCACCAGUUCCGUGGCUACUUGGCGGCUGGGCGGGCCUUCCUCUGCGACCGCGGCAACGCCUUGCACGUGGGGGCGAGCCGCCAGCGCUUGUGCACCGCCGUCCUCGAAUCGCCCACCUCGGAGGCCGACGAGGACGUCUGGGUCGACCUAGACGACGAUGACAUGGUGCUCAUCAGGGGCUUGCAGGCGUCGGACGUGGAGGCCAUGCGUGCGCGCAGGGAGCAGGGCGAAGCCGCCGGUCGCGGGGGCGAGGUCCAGCCUCACCGCUUUCGCACGCCACCGCCUGGCAGGGGUGCGCCCGCGGCACUGACGCCGCAAGGCGGCCCGCCACAGCUGCUGCCGUGGCCUGGGGCUGAUGACGGAGGUCCCCAACCGCCGCAGGCGCCUGGCGUGGGCUGUGGUGAGGCCAGCAGGAGGCGCAGCACCGUGCCGCCCGAGAGCGAGGGCGAGAUCUUGGACAUCAGCUCGCCUGACGCCCGCCGACGGGCCCACCGCCGCAGGCGCCAGCCUUCGGGGCCGCCGCCUGACGGCGAGGGAGGAGGUUCGCCCCCCAGCAGCAGCUCCACGUCGGUGCUCACGUCGCUUCAGGGCUUGCAGCUGCUGAAGCGCACCCUCAUGGACUUUGCAGCGGUCUGGAUCUUCGACCUGCGGGACCCCGGCGGCGCGGAGCGCAGCUGGCUGGCUUGGGCAGCGAGGUUUGCCAUGGCGAUGGUCGGGCAGGCGUGGCAACGCAAGGCCAGCGUGCGGCAGGCGACGUGCAGGCACCUGCUGGACUUGUCCUUCUCCGCAUGGCACCAUGUAGCGGCGAUGCAGUGGGCGUCCACUGACGAAGUGGCGAGGGCCAUCGAGGCACAUAUCGGGCCGGCCGCAGCGGCCCAACUGCCCGAGCUCCCUGGCUUAGCGGGGCCCGUGCCAGGCAUCGAGCCGCGAGGCGUGCCGCCGCCCAGGACGGCCAUGGUACCUCUGGCUGCUGCGGGCCCCCCAGCCUUCGGCCAGGCUCGAGGAGCAUUGACGGGUCACGGGCACGGCCGCCCUCAGCUCCCCCUCCUGCGGCAACUGGGGCAGGCGGACUUUGACAGCGACGACGACGGCCCCGAGCCAGACGCUGCACCGUCGGGCCUCCAGCCGCCGCCGCCAGCUGGGCCCCCCGAGGCGGGCGAGGGCGAGGGCCUGCUGCCUGGAGCGGGGGGUGGCGCAGACCCCGAGCUUGCGCCCGCCGACGACGUCUCGUGGCACGUGGACAGCGUGGCAGAGGGGCCCGACUCGAGCUCGUCGCACGGCGGGGGCCGCGCGCCUGGCCCCUUUGGCGACGCAGGCUGGGGGGAUGCGAGGCCGCUCGACGGCCGAUGGCCGAGCGGCGGGCGGGGGCUCGCCGUCCUGUGGCGCGGGCUGGCGGCGUGA